GGAAGUGUUGAAGCAGUACAUAUGGCGGCUCCAUUUAUCGGCGGAUACCAGAGUAAAACAAAUAACUUUAUUGUUGUUGUUUUCGCAGUUUUUGCGUUCCUUGUGCACGGUGUGUCCGAGGAUGACCCAACUGGAACAUCACUGGUGGCGGGAGAUUCAGUCACUCUUCACACUGGUGUUGAAACAAACCAACAGAACAAAAUUAAAUGGUAUUUUAAUAAUACUCUCAUCGCUCAAAUCAUUGUAAAUCCCAGUCAGAUCUGUACAGAUGUUCGGUGUAAUAAUAGCAUUGAGAGCUUCAGAAACAGACUGAAGCUGGACAAUCAGACUGGAUCUCUGACCAUCAUGAACAUCAGAAACACGGAUGCUGGAGGUUAUAAACUACGCAUCUUCAGCAGCAGCAGACCCCGCGAAAAUGUCUUCAAAGUUUCUGUUAAUGAUGAUUAUACUGCCAAAGAGAAGAGAAAGUUUGUGAAAAGGGGAGAAUCUGUCACUUUAGACACUCAUAUACAAAUUAAAACUACUGAUGUGAUAAAGUGGCAUUUUAAUGACCAUCCUAUUGCUGGAAUCAAUGGACAGGAGAGUUUCAGAGAGGGAUUGAGGUUGGACAAUCAAACUGGAUCUCUGACCAUCAUGAACACCACAGACUCUGGAGAUUAUUAUGUAAAAAUCAUCAUCAGCAGAACCAACAACUUCAAUGUCACCAUCUUAAAGAAUUUCAGCGUUAAUGUCACUGCUCUUUCAGGUUUAUCGUCACUUUUUAAAGCUAUUCUACCAUAUUUUAUGCUGCCUGCUGCUGCUGCUGCUGCUAUUGGCGCUACUACUGUUGGUGUGAUUUACCAUCGCCGCGUUUCAUCCAAAAAGAAUGAGAAGAAAAACAUGACAAAGAUUCUGCAUGCAGCCACAGAAAAAGUUGUCCUACAGAUGGAAAAACAGCCAAACCCAGCUGAUCGGAGAGGAUCUGGGUUUAAUGGCCCAAUCAGCCAAAACAAACAAAAAUACAUUUUUUAAGCAUCAAAGUGCUAUGGAAAUAAUUUAGAGAUCUUUUUUUUUUUCGAUAAAUUUGGAUUUAGGUAUGGGUUUGAGUUAAAGAUUAAUGUUUGUGUUAUUCAAAAAGCUCUGGUAACAUUUGUUCUGAAUUUCAAAUAAGUAAUAUUGUGUGGUUUUAAACAUAAAUACAUGACACUUUAUGUCCAAAAAUGCUUUAAAUAACAGAAUUUUACAGAAUAAAUAAUAGUGUUUUACUUAAACUAGUAUUAACUCCUCUAAAUUGUAUAGACCUUUCUUGGCUGCUGCAUGGAGGGCGCCAUAGUGACCAGCGUCUUCCAGUACAGUGCUAAGAACUUCCGUUUACAGCGUUUAUAACCGGUAUUUUGCGCUCCGAAAAUGGGUUUCAAUAGCGUUUUGAGUGGAUACCGGAGUGUUUUUGUGACACACAACAUUGAAAGGUGUGUGUUAAAGCCGUAAUUAGUCAGAUGUGGAUCAAGCACGUGAGAAAUCGUUCUCCUAGUUUACGUGUCUGCCGUCAGAAAUACGUGUGUGUGUGUGUGUGUGUGUGUGUGUGUGUGUGUUUCCCUGGCCUGUCAGCUGUUAGCUCAGCGGCUCUUCAAUACACACACACACACACGCAAUACUGCAUUAAGUUAUAGAGCAAACCAGAUUACUGGCAUGAAACUUAACAGGUAUGUAAGUCAGGCAAUUUACAAAAAUGACCAAUAAAAUCCCUGCUGAAAAAUCCAGCUUAAACCAGCCUAGGCUGGUUAGCUGGUCAACCAGGCUGGUUUUAGAGGGGUUUUGGCCACUUCCAGGCUGGUUUCCAGCCAUUUCCAGCCUGGUCUUAGCUGGUCAGGCUGGGAGACGACCAGCUAAAACCAGCUUGACCAGCCUAGUCAGGCUGGGAGCCUAAACCAGCUAUGUCCAGCUUAAGCCAGGCUGGUCAAGCUGGUUUUAGCUGGAUUUAACUGGUCAUUUUCCAGCCUGACCAGCUAAGACCAGGUUGGAAAUAGCUGGAAAUGGCCAAAACCCCUCUAAAACCAGGCUGGUCAACCAGCUAAAACCAGCCAACCAGCCUAGGCUGGUUUAAGCUGGAUUUUUCAGCAGGGAAGUCCGUUACUGAUACUCUGCUGGCUGAUUUGCAUGUUGAUUCUAAUCACGAGCCGUUUGUGUUUCAUUUAGUGUGUUGUAUUCACCACGGUUUGUGUUUUUCUGUCAUUUCAAAAUGUCAAUUUAUUUUCACUUUGUCACAGUUAUUAAAUCAGUAUGCUAGUGGCACAGUACAGGUGACUAGCGAUGAUGAUGCUUCAUUUAAUCAGCAGAAGAUGCCGUCUGACAACGAGGGGAAAAUGCCUCAGCAGUUUUUUCCAUCUGAUUAAAUCACGUUUUUUAAAAUGAUCAGUCCAGGAGGUGGCGCUGAUCGACAACAGUAUCAGUUUAAAGAUCAUAAAAGCAGGUAAAACAGACUA
This is a messenger RNA of Danio aesculapii, 2462 nucleotides long. RefSeq lists its product as uncharacterized. The record is from RefSeq and is a predicted model, not a curated record. Bases 22 to 1011 code for a protein of 329 amino acids. The transcript is spliced from 6 exons. Lineage: Eukaryota; Metazoa; Chordata; Actinopteri; Cypriniformes; Danionidae.